Paramuricea clavata is the source of this 5356-nucleotide messenger RNA. Lineage: Eukaryota; Metazoa; Cnidaria; Anthozoa; Malacalcyonacea; Plexauridae. The record is from the annotation of a GenBank genome assembly.
CGAAAAAUUGCAGUGAGUGGAAUACUGUAUAUUCUUUAUUCGCUGGCUAUUGACGUGUACAUCUAAGCGCAAAACGUACACAUAAAAUCCAUUCAGAAUUGAAGAAAUUUUCGACUGAACGUCAAAGCCAAUAUCGCUCUUGAAGAUGAAAGUUGUUCACAGCGUCCUUGCCGUAAUUGUUUUAGUGGAUUUUGUCCUUGAAGUUCGCUCAGACGGCGAAACGAGUCCAGCUUUGGUUUGGUGGGAAAAAGAACCGCUUAUAUUUUUCGAAAACAAAACCUCAAGCAUUCAAGAUCUGAAAGGAAUCUUACCUGAAAUUUGGCCGACCGUUGUCGAACAGUGUCAAAAAUAUUUGACGUCAGAUGAGUUGCAAACUUUGAAACAUGGACGGGCUUUGAAAAUGCCGUCCGCUUUACCAACCUCGGAGUUUUCGGAAAAAUUAGGAGCCAAGAGCAUCCUAAUGCCUGUAAAACUGAGGAAGGAGAAGGUUUCCGUCUUAGGAAUGCAUUUUGUGAAAUUGAUCGAUUCGCCCGGAGUAGCGGUUCUAAUGAAAAAAACUCUGACUGGGACAGAUCUACUGAACGCUAUCUUGUUAGCGUGGCCCAUUCUCAUUUUCGUUAUUCUAUCCGCUUCAUUAAGCGGUUUUGUUAUUUGGUUUCUGGUAAGUCCCAGACCGCGUAUGGAUUCAAGCGCAUUGAUAGUUGGACAGGAAACUAAAGCCUUGUAAGACAGGCAAUUUUUCCAUGACCAGUUUUAUUUGAUUGUGUUUACGGCAAAACAUUGACAACUUUUCCUUGUUAGCUUUUGGACAAGAAAAUUUGUUCAUGUGUACGACCAACAAGGAAAACUUGAAAAGCACACAACUGUCACAAAAAAUACUUCUAUAAUAGUGCAGGGUGUUUUAGCAUAUAGCCUACCAUAUAGCAAAACACAAAUGACCAAAAAAACAACGAAAAUAGUUUUAAAACAAUUUUGCAUUUCAGCUCCUGAACAAAAUUAAACAGUAUUUACAAGCUUUUAGUAAUUCGUUUCAUUGGGGAUGGUUUUAAAGAAUACCUCUACACACCGUUAAACCAAACUUUGUGACAUACUUUGUAUUUGGCGGAAACACAGCUUCGUUUAGUGCAAACAUUUUCUCAACUGUAAAGCCGGUUACAGACGAGCAAGUUUCCUAUGACAGGUUUUUAUGUGACAAGUUUUAUUUGCCAAGUGCACGUGUGUAUAUGCAACAAAUGUUGUAUGACAAGUUUUCAUAUGACAUGUUUUAUUUACUGGUGUGAACGUGUCAGAAAAAGGUGUUUAUCGCCGCCAUGAAAAAUUAUGAUAGAUUACUUUGACAAGUUUUCUUUGUUGAAACGAACAAAAUUUGUACUUUGACAAUUUUUUCUGUGACAAGGACACUUGUUCCAGAGCUAGCAUGCUAGCUUUUUGAACAAGUCCACUUGUCAUAGAAAAAGUUGUCAAAGUUGCGCGUACAGACGAGCAAAUAAAACUUGUCACAUAAAAACUUGUGAUAGAAAACUUGCUCGUCUGUAACCGGCUUAACCGGAAGGAAACGGGGGGCCAUUUUGUUUUUGUCCGGAGGUGAAAUGAGCAACCAAUCAAAUUGCGCGAAAAGCACUAGCCAGUAUCAGGGCGCUGUAAAACAGUAGCACCCUGCCAGUAUCCACCUCCCAAUAGGCAAUUCCAGCUUUUAAUUUAUGCGCGCAGGGGGUGACGGGAAUUAAGUAUCAUAUUGCUGAUUAUGCUGAAAAAUUUCAUUAAAAACUGCCGAAACAAUUUCAAUAUUUACAAGUAUAAGCUAUCAUUCCGUGUUUACACGGCCACCAUUUUUAUUUUUUCAGCAUAAUCAGCAAUAUGAAAGCUUACUUCCCAUCCCCCCUGCACGCAUAAAAUAAAAGCUGGAAUUGCCUAUAUAACAUUGUCUUUGUAUACAACAUAGUGAUAAUUUUUUACUGAAGUGAGGUUUCCAUUUUUCAGGAACAUCGUUCAAAUCCUCAGAUGUUUGACCCAUUUUGUCCCAAGGGAGUUUUGAAUGGGUUCUGGUGGGCUGCGGUUACUAUGACUACAGUAGGGUAAGAUGCUUGGUUAUAUUUUAUUAAACUGCUAUUUUGACUGUUAUUUUUGUGAUCCUGAGCUAGGUGGCAGCAGGGUGUAAUGAUUCAUAUUUGCUCCCCUCUCUAGGAAACUGAACCUUUAAGAAGAACAGUUUAGAACUGAUAGAGCUAUCCAGUAUAAAUAAAGUUAGUUUCGUUUAGGUUUCCUUCUGCAAUAACACUGGAUCAAUAAGAGAUCAUCCUUGCUGGACCUCUAGGCAGAACAGUUCAGAACUGAUUGAGCUAUCAAGUAUAAAUAAAGUUAGUUUAGUUUACGUUUCCUUCUGUAGUAACACUGGAUCAAUAAGAGAUUAUCCUUCCUGGACCUCUAAGAAGAACAGCUUAGAACUGAUAGAGCUAUCCAGUAUAAAUAUAGUUAGUUUAGUUUAGGUUUCCUCCUGUAGUAACACUGGAACAAUAAGAGAUGGUCAGAGAUGGCCAGAGAUGGCCAUACUGGAUCUUUAGGAAGAACAGUUUAGAAUUCAUAAAACUCUGUGUGAAUAAAUUUAGUUCGGGUUUCCUCCUGUACCCAUAUCGGACGUCCAGGGACAGCUUAGUAUAAAGCUUAGAUACCGUGUCAUUGGCUCAUUCAAGUUUUUUUUAUUACUUUCAGGUAUGGUGAUGUGACUCCUAAGACAAUCUUGGGUCGUUUAUUCACAAUUCUCUGGAUCAGUGCAGGUUUGGUGAUCCUUGCAAUGUAUAUGGGAGUGGUCACCACUUCUCUGGCCGCGACACGACUUGAGGGAACACAGCACUUCUAUGGUAUAACGGUAAGCUACAAUCUCCCACAAUAAUGUUUUGACUAAAUGGGUUUUCCCCUGCCCCACCCCUGGCUUUUAAAACUUAGAAUAUUUUUAUAUUAGGUAUCUGCUGUCAACCUAACGGAAGAAGAGAAGUUCGCUAUUUUACACAACACGAAUCUCAAAGGUUAGCUGCAAACCGAAACUAAACUAACUUUAUUUAUACAUGCAGCAUAGCUCUAUCAGUUUUAAACUAUUUUUCUAGAGGUCCAGUAAGUAUCAUCUCUUAUUGAUCCCAGUGUUACUACAAGAGGAAACCUAAACUAAACUAACUUCAAUUAUACUGGAUAGCUUUAUCAGUUCUAAACUGUUCUUCCUAGGGGUCCAGUAAGGAUCAUCUCUUAUUGAUCCAGCGUUACUACAGGGGGAAACCUAAACUAAACUAACUUUAUUUAUACUGGAUAGCUCUAUUAGUUCUAAAAUGUUCAACCUAGAGGUCCAGUAAGGAUCAGUUCUCAUUGAUCCAGUGUUAUUACAGGAGGAAAGCUAAACUAAACUAACUUUAUUUAUACUGGAUAGUUCUAUCAGUUCUAAACUGUUCUCCCUAGAGGUCCAGUAAGGAUUAUCUCUUAUUGAUCCAGUGUCACUACAGGAGGAAACCUAAACUAAACUAACUUUAUUUAUACCGGAUAGCUCUAUCAGUUCUAAACUAGCUGUUCUCCCUAGAGGUCCAGUAAGGAUCAUCUCUUAUUGAUCCAGUGUUACUACAGGAGAAAUUAUAAUCGGACAACUGUAUAAUCAGAAAUCAAAGCCCUGUCACAGAGGUACACAUGCACUAAUCGGCUGUGUCAUCAACCCCCCACACACUGGUAUUUCAAUUAAAAAGACAGCUGCAGAUUCAGAGAGAUUACACCACCUGAAAAAUACAAGCAGAAACUACGACGUUUCGAGCGAAGGCCCUUCGUCGAGAAGUUAGUAGAGAAAGAAGGGCCUUCGCACGAAACGCCGAAGUUUUACUUGUAUUUUUCACCGCAACUGUCUUGCCAUCGUCGCUACCUACACUUGCAAAGACCGUUCGAGAUUAUUUCAAUCAAAGUGCCUAUAUCACUUGUGGGACCUUUAUGGAUUUGAAAAGAGCGUAAAAAGUUAGUUAAUAAGUUCAAAAGAUUUUUUUGAUUUAGUGCAGUAAUUUCGAAUAUACAGGCCUCUAAACUACCUACUUUUUCUGAGUCCCAGGCUCCUAUAUGCACAAUGGACAGUUUCGAAAAAGGCCAAAUUCAAUAGCCGUGUUUAGACCCCAGGAGCCUGGGACUCAGGAACUGUAGGUAGUUUUAAUAGAGGCCUGUAUCUUCAAAAAUAUUGCACUAAAUCAAAAAAAUCUUUUGAACUUAUUAACUAACUUUUUACGCUCUUUUCAAAUCCAUAAAGGUCCCACAAGUGAUAUAGGCACUUUAAACCAUUCUUUCUGGUGGAAUGGAAAUUUUAUUUCAAGAGUGUUACACAAAAUAGCUACUCAACAAAUAGAUAAGAUUUUGCCGUUGUCUGUUCAGUUAUAGAUGCACAGUAUGACGUCAUAAUGUGGGAAGCACAAUGAAAAAGAGGCUCACGAGUCGCCGAGGCGAGUGGGUCGCUUUUUGUUUCUUCCCACAUUAUGACGUCAUACGGUAUAUCUAUAACUGAACAAACAACGGCAAAAUCUUAUUUAGUUGUUUUAUAUAAUAAAAAGAAAACCCACAUUUGGAAAUUUGAAAAAGUCGAAAUUUUACAAAUGUCACACGUACAUGAUCUAUACAAAUAAGGGAAUGCUAUUGGAUAAGGUUUUGUGUGACGUCAUUCCGUGCGUCUGUCCUCUGAUAGACUUUAGGAUUUAUUACAUAAAUCUCUCUUACAAACAUUCUUUCAAACAGUUUCUUUAUGCAUAAAAUUUACUUAUGUCAAGCUUUUAUGCACUUGUGGGUUCAGCAGAGUGCUGAGGCAUUCAAGUUCUAACAAUACGUUAUUUGAAUAGUUUUGGGGGGCUUUUUGGGACACCCUAUAUUAUAUAAAUUACUAAAUUACUAUAUAUGUAUAAAUUACUAAAAUGUUUUGAAGAAUAUUGUUCCCAAAAAAACUCGUUCCACAAGCUUAUUCGAUUGUUCUUUCUUUAUAUGCAAAGUUAGCAUAUUCCAGAGUUUACCUACAAAUAACACUAAACGUUUUUCCGCCGUGGUGAUGGUGAAUUAACUGAGAUUCCUGUAUCUUUCAGUGGAAAAAAACGAACUCGAAGUUAUUCGCGCAGUGUCCAAUCGAAAAAACGGAGUUCGACUUGGAUUUAUUGAUUUCUACACCGCCUCAUAUUAUUCAGAACGCAUAAGCAAAAAUAAUCUUCACAUAGCUCGUAUCAUUCCACGAGACCGCGCAUACGGCGUGUUGUUAGGAAAGGACUGGUCUCCGCAAGUAGUCGAAUGUCUCCGACGUCUUUCCGAAGACAAUCGUCACGUGAUACACGAAGUGAUUCCGAAGUAUAUCCGAAUGUCUGAG